Debaryomyces hansenii CBS767 is the source of this 753-nucleotide messenger RNA. RefSeq names its product putative monooxygenase. Lineage: Eukaryota; Fungi; Ascomycota; Pichiomycetes; Serinales; Debaryomycetaceae. The record is from RefSeq and is a predicted model, not a curated record. The coding region runs from base 1 to 753 and encodes 250 amino acids. Gene Ontology annotation, cellular component: mitochondrial inner membrane. Gene Ontology annotation, biological process: ubiquinone biosynthetic process. The transcript has a single exon. Gene Ontology annotation, molecular function: 3-demethoxyubiquinol 3-hydroxylase activity.
AUGAUAUCACUGGCUAUAAGAUUACACCCAUUGAGGUCACUGGUGCGUCCUUUAUCAUCUGCUGCUAGGGUAUUCCAACAAGAUAAACAACCCAAGAAAAAACCCCUGAAGAAAUCCCGUAAGGAUGUGGAAUACGGCAAGUUAUCACAGGCACAGAAAGCGUUCCUUGAUCGCAUUAUUCGUGUAGAUCAAGCAGGAGAGUUGGGAGCAAAUUAUAUUUAUUACGGCCAAUUCACAGUAUUGGCCAGCAAAUACCCACAUUUAAGACCGGUGUUACAGCAUAUGUGGGAUCAAGAAAUUCACCAUCAUAAUACAUUCAAUAGAUUACAAACAGAACGUCGUGUAAGACCUUCUUUAUUAACACCAUUAUGGAAAGUAGGUUCUUUUGGUAUUGGUGUUAGUACUGCGCUCAUCAGCAAAGAAGCUGCGAUGGCAUGUACUGUGGCAGUGGAAACUGUUAUUGGAGGCCACUACAACCAGCAAUUGAGAGUGUUGAUGAAUCAAUAUAACAUACCAGCUUACGAUAAGGCUACCGGUGAAAUUUUACCCGAGGAGAGCUUAGACAAGAGCGCACAGUGUUCCCCUGAAUUGACCGAUUUGAAAGAUCUUAUUAGUACUUUUAGGGAUGACGAAUUAGAGCAUUUAGACACUGCGAUAGAACAUGAUGCAGAAAAGGCUGUUCCAUAUAUCUUAUUAACCGAAGCUAUCAAGUUGGUUUGUAGAGGAGCUAUUUGGACAGCUGAAAGAGUAUAA